Messenger RNA from Babesia ovata, 759 nucleotides. RefSeq lists its product as uncharacterized. The transcript has a single exon. NCBI's taxonomy places the organism in Eukaryota, Apicomplexa, Aconoidasida, Piroplasmida, Babesiidae. The record is from RefSeq and is a predicted model, not a curated record. Bases 1 to 759 code for a protein of 252 amino acids.
AUGUUACACAAUUCGUUGAUUGAAGUUCCUCGCAACCUCAAGGAGGGUAUUGACUGGUUGAUAGCCUUGAAGGGGAGGAAUUUUAACUAUAACAUGACGGCCAUGGGACUCGCACUUCACAAUCUUCUCAAACGCCACCCUGUUGGAUUGAAAGUGUUGCCAGCUCUUGAGUGUGUUAAACGUAUUUCUAAGCAGUUCCUGGAGCAACCGGAGCUUAAGGACCAACCAUUCGUCAAAAACCUGCUGCGCAGGUACGAAGAGCCUUUGAACAAGGAACCAGGCGUGCUUGCUGAGAUUUUUGGAGAUACCCCCUUAAGCGAUUAUGAGAAUGUCGUAGAGCUCAGAGGCGUCAAAGGUGGAGACAUCAUAAAGGACCUAGGUAACGUUGUGCGUGGUUGUGAGAAAUUCCUGAAAAACAUCAAAAUCCCUUACCAGUAUAAGUCUGCAUACAGUUCAAAAGCAACCUGGGAUGAAUCAUGCUCGAGAGACCCGGAAGCUUGCGCAGUGGUAUUCGUGGGGAUUGCUCCAAUGCUAUACGCAGGCCUGCGGUCCCUGCGGGAUGCGAGCGAACAUGCAAUUAAAGGGUCGAACCAUAUGGCGGAGCAUCGUUUGUGGUAUGUAUUUAAGGCGAUGGGUUACAGAGAGCAGGAAUGCCGCCCCAGCAUGAGUGCUUCAGAUAUGAUAGAGGCGUUGAGCGGUGUGGAUGUAAACAUAUUUACCAUAGUGUACGACCUCGCUGGAUUCUGGGCUUUCUAUUGA